AAGAAUUAUCCCAUUUUACUAUCUGGAUUAUCUCUGUUUUAACCACAAUUAUUUCAUAAAUUCAACAAUCUGAAAAAUGAGCUUUUCAGAUGGAGCUUCUAAAUCGUCUUCCAAGAGUUCGACGAAACCCACUUAUUCUAGGUUUACCCAACAAGAGCUUCCUGCUUGCAAACCAAUCUUAACUCCUGCAUUGGUUAUGGCAACUUUCAUUGUGAUUGGCAUAACUUUCAUACCAAUUGGCCUUUCCCACUUGUCUGCUUCAGAGAAUGUGGUUGAACUCGUAGAUCAGUACGACGAGGUCUGCAUUCCUGCGGAUUCUCCGGAUCCUGAUGUUGUAUACUCGAAGAGGAUAGGAUACAUCCAGGAUGAAACGACGGACAAAACCUGUAUUAGGACUUUGAUUGUUCCAAAGAAGAUGAAGCAGCCUAUUUUUGUGUACUAUCAGCUUGAUCAGUUCUAUCAAAACCAUCGCCGUUAUGUGAAAAGCCGGAAUGAUGAACAGUACAGGGAUCCUUCGGCUAGUGCCAAAACCACCAAUUGUGAACCGGAAGCACAGCUUAGUGAAGGCCAGCCUAUUGUCCCUUGUGGCCUCAUUGCGUGGAGUUUGUUCAACGAUACAUACACUCUGUCAAGAAAUGAUGUUGCGCUACCAAUUAACAAAAAAGGAAUAGCAUGGGAGAGUGACAGAACCCAUAAAUUUGGGAAUAAUGUCUAUUCUAAAAAUUUCCAAAACCGAAGCUUGAUUGGCGGUGGGAAGCUUAUUGACAACAUUCCUCUGAACCAGCAAGAGGAUCUUCUUGUUUGGAUGAGAACCGCAGCAUUACCCAAUUUCAGAAAAUUAUAUGGCAGAAUAGAAACUGAUCUGGAAGUUAAUGAAAUUAUAAAAGUAGUGAUACAAAACAAUUACAAUACUUACAGUUUCAAUGGAAAAAAGAAGUUGGUGAUUUCUACCACAACCUGGAUUGGUGGGAAGAAUGAUUUCCUUGGCAUGGUUUAUAUCAUUGUUGGUGGAGUUUGUCUGCUCAUCGCCUUAGUUUUUAUCACUGUCUAUCUCAUCAAACCGAGGCCACUAGGUGAUCCAUCCUACCUAUCCUGGAACAAAAAUCCUGCUUCCGUGCAAUAGCUUUUCUUUUCUUAUUCGAAAUGUGCAUUGAGCGUACGAUGAUGAAAACUCGGUAAGUUGGCAUUGUUUUUCUAGCGAUGGCUGUACCUAUAACACUAAUCCUUCUUUGUCAUAUUCGAAAUUAAGUCCGAAAUCAAGUCCUUUCAAGAUUAUAUAUGUUUUUCUUUUGAGUUUUAA
Messenger RNA from Salvia hispanica, 1300 nucleotides. Its product is annotated as ALA-interacting subunit 1-like. NCBI's taxonomy places the organism in Eukaryota, Viridiplantae, Streptophyta, Magnoliopsida, Lamiales, Lamiaceae. The record is from RefSeq and is a predicted model, not a curated record. Gene Ontology annotation, cellular component: plasma membrane; endoplasmic reticulum; Golgi apparatus.